This is a messenger RNA of Oryctolagus cuniculus (rabbit), 3678 nucleotides long. The record is from RefSeq and is a predicted model, not a curated record. NCBI's taxonomy places the organism in Eukaryota, Metazoa, Chordata, Mammalia, Lagomorpha, Leporidae.
ACGAGGGCCCCUCAGGAGCUUGCCUGGAAGGUCUGCCUGGCUGGGGGGCUGUGGCCCUCACCGCUGAGGCUGUCACCACUAGGACACAAGGCCUGGCUUGGGAGAAUCAGGGUUCCUCCUGCCACAGGACUGACCGCCUGCUGAGGCCGGCCACUUCCCCUCCCUCCCACAAGGCUUGUGCUGGGCUCCCUCCCUCUUGCCUGAUGUGCCCAGGCUCAGUGUAGGCUCACCCCACCCCCCAUUCCUCUAUGCUGCUGUGUGGGGGUGUGGCGCAUCUGUCUCUAGGGGAGGUGAUUCCUUCUUUAAAAAAAGAUUUCUUUAUUUAUUUGAAAGGGGGACUGUUUGGGGAAAGAGAGAGAGAGAGGCAGAGAGAGAAGGUAAGAUCUUUAUCCACUGGUGCACUCCCCAAAUGGUUACAAAAGCCAGGGCUGGACCAGGCCAAAGCCAGGAGCGAGGAGCCUCUUCGAGGGGCCCAAGCACUUGGUCCAUCUUGUACUUUCUCAGGUGCAUUAGGGAACUGGAUCGUAAGGGGAGCAGCCGGGACUCGAACCAGUGCCCCUAUGGGAUAUUGGCAGUGCAAGCAGCAGCUUGACCCUUUGUGCCACAACACUGGCCCCAGGGGAUGGUUCUGGUCCUCCGUCCUUCUCCUGGUUCUUCUAUCAUCCUGGGAAAGGGUGGAGCAGGAGGCAGCAUCCAGACAGUGCUAAAGAUGCCCUCAGUGGCUGGGGCUGCGCCAAGGCCAAGUCCAGGAGCUGGGACCUCAACCCAGGCCUCCCCCAUGAGUUACCUGAGCCAUCAGAGCCGCCUCCCAGGGUCCGUGUCAGCUGAAGCUGGAGCCGGCGGUUGGCCUGAAACCCAGGAAAACAGAACUCCUGAUUCGUGGAACAACCUGGGGCAUUUACUGAGUGAAAUUCCAUCCAAAUGAAAGCUUAGGAAGCAAAUCUACAGUGGCGGAGAGCAGGGCUCCUCCGAGGUUCCUCGAUGGGCAGCUUACCAAGAGGAGCUGAGAGAAUGAUAAUUAAGAUCGGUAGCCAGACCUUCAUGAGAUUCGAAGACGUGCUGACGUGGUCAUCGGCCCGGCACUACUGCCGCCAGUACCACACGGACCUGGCCAACCUGCAGGCGGUGGCCGACGGCGAGGACCUGAAGCCCAUCACUCGUGAGACGGAAGCCUGGAUCGGCCUCUACUACAACGCUAGCAGCAGCUCCACGAGCUGGGCCGGAAGCCAGAACGACAGCAUGCCCCGGUGGAUGGAGGUGCCCAUGCUGAGCGGGGGCCAGUGCGCCGGGCUCCGCGCCUUCUUCUCCUACGCCCCUCGCGUUUCCGCCAUGAACUGCUCCUCACCGCAGCCCUUCAUCUGCUUCUACGACACCUCCAUUGGACCCCAGGCUCCCUCCCCAGGAGUUGCCGCGGGGACCACAUCCGGGACGAGUCCAGGGCUCAGCACCAGCCUCACGGGCGCCGCACCCGACCCGGCGUCCACCACCAGGCUCCCGCCGCCAGUGAGCCCCGGGCCCACGGAGCUCUGCCUUGGCGCCCCGCACCUCUGCUCUUCUGCUCCCCAGCCCCAAGGGGUCACCCCGUCGGACUUGCCUGCCGACUCCGCAUCCCCAGGGAGUACCUCGUCCGUUCCCGAGGGCGUGCCCGGGACCCCGCCAACCACUGCCCAGGGCACAGCCCUACAUCUCACUGUCUCAGAUGGGACCCCAGUUCCCGGGGUAGGGCCGGGUACCUGGCAGGUCCCUGUCCAGGGCACACCCCUAGAUCACACAGCUUAUCCGGGUGGGACCUCAGUUCUUGGGGUAGGGCCUGGUACCCAGCAGGUCUCUGUCCAGGGCACACCCCUAGAUCGCACAGCUUAUCCGGGUGGGACCCCAGUUCCCGGGGGCGGCGUGACUCGGUGGCCAUCAGCAGCGAGCCCCUCACUCGGCUCCACCGGCCAGGCUUCAGCUACUUCCGGGACGGCGGCGCCCGGUGGGUCCUCUGCAUCCAGCUGGUCCCGUGGUGCUGAGACUCCGGGCGGCUCUCCGGGGCAGGAAGAGAGCGUGGCGGCGUCGCCCAGGUCGGGGAAGCCAGCUGUGGCCCAGGGAACCACUGCGCCGCCUGUGUCCACAGCCCAGAGCCAGGCUGCAGCUCGGGAGAGCAAUGCAACAGCUGUGGUCAGCACAGAGGACGGCACUGACGUGAGACCCACAGCUGCUGGCACUCGGGCCCAGCGUCUCGCCACCAGCGCAUGGACCCGCACGGAGACUGGAGGGAAAGCAGCACCAGAUCCAGGCAGCACCCCUGGCGGCCCCGCCCCCGUGACUGCUAGAGGCUGGGGUUUCCCAGUGAUGAUGGGACCCUUCCUGCCCGAGCUGCCCAACUUUCCCUGCUUCAGGGCACGCCUUUGGGAUCCUGAAGGCAGACUUUGUCGUCUCAUCUCUGAAGAACCCGGAGGAGAUGAGAGACCAGUUUCUGAGCGAGGUGAGACUCGGCCCACGUUUAACCGUGACUUGACAAGGCCAGGCAGUGCGCUGAGAUCCGUACAUGCAGAGAGAACGCUCUGGAAAGCAGCCAGAUCCAGGCAGUCUUGAAGCGUGCAUUAGGCCACACGCGGUUCAGCCUGAAAUGGGUCGGCUCUGAAGCGAAUGGAAGAUAGCACCGGCUGCCCCCUGCACUUUCCCUUCCACACAGUCGGCUCUGGAUUCGUAGUGAAUUCUAGUUUUUUUUUUUUUUUUUAAUUGAUUUUUAUUGAUUUGAGAGAGACGGAGAGGGAGGAAGGCAGGGAGUGAGCUCCCAUCUGCUGGUUCCUCCCCAGAUGCCUGGAAGACUCUGUCCAGGUGUUCUUCAGGGGUGGCGGGGACCUGGGUACUUGGGGCCAUCACCGCUGCCUGCCCAGGGUGUGCUUGAGCAGGAAGCUGGAGUCUGGAGGGGAAGCAGGACCAAAAUCCGGGCAUGCCAGGACGGGUGUGGGCUUCCCAGGUGGCCCCUUAGCUUCACCAGCCGCCUGCCCCACAUGCCAGUUGUUAAGUGCCUCGUGGACAGGGAUUAGAAAUAACUGGAGAUAUGCAAGAGGCACAGGCCUGCAGCUGGCACAGAGGAAAAUUCCACAUGAAACCUGCACCCCGGCUCCGGGAGAACGGAACGGGUAAGGCGAAGAUGGGAUACGUGGAGCAGCAAACCUUCAGAACGUUCAACCACCAAGAACAAAACAUCGGAACCAAACAAGGGAAAUCCUGAAAAGGAACCCCGUUAGCCCGUGGGGGACUGAGGGCGGGCAGAAGUGGUCUGGGUGGCUACACGGGGCCACACUUUGCAUCCGACCCAAGGAGGCUGCCUCCCAGCCGCACAGCACGAGGCGCUCUGCCGCCACCGUCCCAGCUUGUGUGUCCCACAGCUGUUGUUUGACCUGGAAGUCGGGACGUUCUGAGACGCGCGGUUCAGAGCGACUGUUCCUGCAUACGUUUUCUUUCUUGUUUUCUAGGAGUGCACCUAGCGCCCAGGGGCCCGCUGAAAGUAAGGCAGUAACACAUCAAGUACAGCAGCAACUUGAGCCUGAAAUGCUUAAAGUUAAAGUUUAUUUGUAGUCUUUGUAGGAAUAUCAAUAAAAGACCUCAAACGUAUCUAUAUCUGUACAUGUACAAGAACCGUCAAAAAUUAUUCACAGAACAAAAAUAAAUCUUCUUUAGAACAAA